This is a messenger RNA of Diplodia corticola, 1359 nucleotides long. RefSeq names its product polynucleotide kinase 3 phosphatase. Lineage: Eukaryota; Fungi; Ascomycota; Dothideomycetes; Botryosphaeriales; Botryosphaeriaceae. The record is from RefSeq and is a predicted model, not a curated record. The transcript has 10 exons. The coding region runs from base 1 to 1359 and encodes 452 amino acids. Gene Ontology annotation, molecular function: ATP-dependent polydeoxyribonucleotide 5'-hydroxyl-kinase activity; double-stranded DNA binding; polynucleotide 3'-phosphatase activity. Gene Ontology annotation, biological process: DNA repair.
AUGAGUGAUCAGGCGCCUCCUCUCAAGCGGGUGCGCACGGAAGACGGGCCCGUCUCUCCUCCCGCGGUGAAACGGAGGCAGCCGUCCGCCACCACAAACAAGGCCGUGGCGGACUUCUUCAAGCCAUCUUCGCAGAAGCCGAAGCCUGCGGAAAAGAUAUCGUGGGCCGUCGUCAAGGACAGCCUCCUGGUCGGGAAGCACCAAGCCGCCGACGCAAUCCCAGCCACUGAGGCGGCCCAGCCUCGCAAGAUUGCUAUUUUUGACUUUGACUCGACCCUCAUCAAGACCGCUUCCGGCAACAAGUUUGCCCGCAAUCCCGCAGACUGGCAGUGGUGGCAUGCAAGUGUGCCCACUACACUGCGGAGGCUGUACGACCAAGGCUACCUUAUCGCCAUCGUGAGCAACCAGAGCGGCAUUUCUCUGAAAAGCAACGGCUCCAAGGCUCCCAAGGCCGAUCUGAAGAGGCUGUCCGACUUCAAGGCCAAAGCAACCACCAUCUUGGCCCAGCUGGACCUGUCCAUAAGCAUCUAUGCAGCCACCGCCAAGGAUGAAUUCCGCAAGCCCCGCCCCGGCAUGUGGCGCCAGCUGCUGCAUGACAAUGGCCUGGAAAGUGCGCCUGGGGCCGUCGAUCUGGAGCAAUCUCUGUUCGUUGGAGAUGCAGCCGGCCGAUCUGGCGGCACUACCAAGGACUUCUCCUGUUCCGACAGAAACUUCGCAGCCAACGUAGGGAUUCCAUUCCACACGCCAGAGGAGUAUUUCCUGGGCGAAGAGCCGAAGCCCUUCGUUCGAGACUUCGACCCGGCCGAGGUUCUGAACGACGUGGCUGGAGCCGCAACUGAUGCCGUGCCGCUCCUCUUUACCAAGAAGAACCCCGUCGACAUCGUGAUCCUUUGCGGCAGCCCAGGCGCGGGCAAGUCGACGUUUUACUGGAAGCAUCUGAAACCCCUUGGCUACGAGCGAAUCAACCAGGAUAUCCUGAAAACGCGUGACAAGUGUCUGAAAGCCGCAGCCGAGAACCUUGAGAAGGGGGUGCCCGUGGCCAUAGACAACACGAAUGCAGACCCAGACACACGUGCCCACUGGGUCAGACUGGCAGAGAAGCACAAUGUGCCGAUCAGAUGCGUUUUGUUCACAGCAACGGCGAAGCUGUGCGAGCACAACGAUGCCGUCAGGGCGAUGAGUGGGGAAACGAUGAAUCCCGAGUCCCGUGCCCUGCUGCCAAAGAUCGCUUUCACCUCAUUCGCAUCUCGUUAUCGCGUGCCCCAGCUCAAAGAGGGGCUUCAAGACAUUACGAAGGUCGACUUCAUGUUCGAAGGCAACGAAGAGGACCGCAAGGUCUGGGGCGAAUACUGGAUUUGA